AUGUACAUGCUGGAGUUUCCGGUGCGUUCUCACCGAAAAUCUACUCGCCUACGCCACAAGUUCCCUAACAUGGAAGCGCUGACUGUUUGCACCUCCAGUUACCUCCAGUUUGAUUCUACUUGUCAUGGACUUUCCACUGUUAUCUCAUAUUCCAUAAGGUCGUUCAUUAAUGAGUUCCAAAUCCAAGCAAGAAUUGUGCAGAAUAAGCCCAUCCAGCUUGCACUGCUGGUGCAUGGUUCAAAAACUACCUAUGUAUCAGCCUUUGCCAACAAUGCUUCCUGGCACUUUCUAUGUGUGAGCUCGGUCGGGAAUACUGGUAAGUGGGCCAUCUGGGCGGAUGAAACACGUGGGUUCUGGGAGUUCCCUCAACUCAUCAAGCCAUAUCAGGGUUGAUGACCUUUCAUCAGUGGACAAGAGCAAGAUACAUUUGGAGGCUAUAAAAAUUAUAAGGCGCUCUGUUGGAACAUUACGCAGCUGUACAUGUGGGUUCGUGUGUUGAUCGACAGUGAUAUUCAAAGCAUGGAAAAAGUUUGUUCACCCGUUCCUUCUGGCUUCAAAUGGAGUGAGUCUGUACUGGAAAUAGAGACCUCCCUACAGUAUACUUCUGGAGCCGCGGAGGUUGUCACAGAUGAGCUGCAGUUGUGUGCUGAGUAUUCCAAUCGAGUCACACCUGUUUGUGUGUUUUCGAAUGUCACUGGUCGCACAUGUGAUUGGUCAAAUAAAGGAUGCAGAGUGUUGCCUUCAGCUUCUGAUGUCACUUCCUGCCUCUGCAACCACACCACAAACUUUGCUGUCCUCUUGAAUUAUAUGGAGCCCAGGUGGAGCACUGAACAGGAGAGCAUUUGGACGAAGCUGACAUUUAUCGGAUCCGGAGCCUCUCUCUGCGUGCUGGUGGUGACCUUGAUGCUGUUUACCGUGUUGGACAGCUUGAAAUCAGAACGGACAUCUGUUCACAAGAAUCUUUUUGUAUCUUUGACCUGUGCCCAAAUUGUCCUUCUCUGCGGUGGUUCUGCCAUGCAUAACAAGGUGGCCUGCAUGCUUGUGGCAGCUCUGAUGCAUUUGUUCUUCAUGGCAGUGUUCAGCUGGAUGCUGGUCGGGGGCCUGCUGCACUGGAGCAAAGUAGUGAGCGUUAAUUUGAGCGAGGACUGCUAUAUGAAAUACUACUACCUGAUUGCCUGGGGUCUGCCUGUGCUCAUAGUCACCAUCACGCUGGCCUCUGCUUCUGGGAAAUAUCACGCAGACGGACACUGUUGGCUCAGCGUUCAGUACGCCGGCCCCGUUAUCUUCAUCAUUAUGGUGAAUAUCAUGAUUCUGACCCCUGUGGUGGUCAACACCAUCGCCACGGCCAAGAGAAGAUCUUUGAUGAUGACCCUGAACAGCAGCCCAGAGGAACAAGUCUCUGAGCAGAUAUGGGCGGCAGUAAAAGCUGUGCUGGUUUUGUUACCAAUUCUGGGCCUGACCUGGCUUUGUGGAGUUCUGGUGCCAUUCUCCUUAGCUAUAGUUUACAUCUUCUGCCUCCUCAACUCAUUGCAAGGUCUCUUCAUCUUCCUGAUAUAUGGCGUGAACAACAUUGAGAACUACGACAGCUCCAGACCUUCCACUUCAGUAGGCAGUUCUCGGCUGGGCAGAUCUGUGCCAGACCCUCUAGACAGGCACACAGUCAACACCAGCCAGUCCAGCAGCUCAUUGACCCACAGCGACAGCAAAACGAACGACAUCAAUACCCUCAACCCAGAGCAGGAUUGGUGGGCUAGCAAGUAUGAUCAGAUAUGUAAUGAGAGCCCUCUCGCCCUUAUUGCACUGUACCAGGUGGCCAGUCACAAACCCAUGGACAUGGACUAG
Myxocyprinus asiaticus (Chinese sucker) is the source of this 1842-nucleotide messenger RNA. RefSeq names its product adhesion G-protein coupled receptor D2-like. NCBI's taxonomy places the organism in Eukaryota, Metazoa, Chordata, Actinopteri, Cypriniformes, Catostomidae. The record is from RefSeq and is a predicted model, not a curated record. Gene Ontology annotation, cellular component: membrane. The transcript has 13 exons. Gene Ontology annotation, molecular function: G protein-coupled receptor activity. Gene Ontology annotation, biological process: adenylate cyclase-activating G protein-coupled receptor signaling pathway; cell surface receptor signaling pathway.